This is a messenger RNA of Chaetomium globosum CBS 148.51, 1203 nucleotides long. RefSeq lists its product as uncharacterized. Lineage: Eukaryota; Fungi; Ascomycota; Sordariomycetes; Sordariales; Chaetomiaceae. The record is from RefSeq and is a predicted model, not a curated record. Bases 1 to 1203 code for a protein of 400 amino acids. The transcript has 3 exons.
AUGGCGGACUCUGUGCUGCCCGGCAUUCCGGGAUACGAUCCUCACAACAUCCAACCAUGGACCGUGGAGGUUGUGGCGUCAGUAACCGUCCUGGCCGUUGUGUCAGUGGCGCUGAGGUUGUAUGCCGUUCUCAGCGUGCUGGGGCGACAGCAUCUCACUGCCCGUGACAACACCACUAACCCCAGCCCCGGCCAGUUAUGGAACUUUGUCGUGGUCGGCUUCAUUUUUGCCAUGCAUGACGCCGGCAUGGGCGUCCACGCGGACAAAGUUCCCAUGGAAAAGAUUGUCCUGAUGGCCAAGUUCCUCGUCGUGGCCGAGAUUCUCUACAUCUUCAAUCUCGUGUGGACCAAACUUGCCAUCCUGCUGAUGUAUUACCGCAUCUUCCACUUUCCCUAUUUCAAGAAGAUGGCCUACGGCAUCGGCGGCUUUGUUGUGGCCUGGUGCAUAACAUGUACCUUCCUCUUCAUUUUCAUCUGCGUGCCUGUGGAAAAGCUUUGGUAUCCAGAUCUCCCGGGUCACUGCAUCGACCAAGUCGGCACUUGGAUCGCAAACGCCGCGUCCACCAUCCUGACCGACGUGGUCAUCCUUCUCCUGCCCAUCCCCCAGGUAUGGAAGUUGCAGCUGCGGAGACCCGAGAAGAUUGGUGUCACCAUCGCUUUUUGCUUGGGCUUCUUCGUCGUCUUCGCCUCCGCCUACCGCUUCAGCGUCCUCUUCUCCUACACCAACGACGACCCCAGCUACAGCCUGGCCCCCACCGUCGGAUGGACCGCCAUCGAGAUGUCGGCCGGCAUCGUCUCGGCCUGCCUACCCACGCUGGGCCCCGUCAUGGCCCUGGGCGCCGCCAAGCUCGGCAUCAAGCGCACCAUGCUGACCUCCCGCGGCGGCGGCGCCACCACGGCCGCCUCGUCGAGGAACUUUGGCGGCAAGUCCACCACGCCGUCGCUGAGCGACCGCACAGAGGUCGAGCUGCAGAAGUCGACCAAGAAGGAUAACGCGGGGACGUUUUAUCGUCUGCCGGAUGACCAGGCCUCGGGGGAUACGGCGCGGGGGGUGGAUGCUGACCUCCGUCCGGAGCAUGGGUACGGGUAUACAGUGACGAGCCGGCCGGCGGGCGCGAAGGCCGAUGGGGCGAGCUUGAGCGGGGAUGAGGUCCCGUUGCAUGGGAUCCGCGUGCAGAAGGACUUUAAGCAGAGUGCUGUUUGA